Molecule: messenger RNA, 924 nt
Organism: Gigantopelta aegis
Lineage: Eukaryota; Metazoa; Mollusca; Gastropoda; Neomphalida; Peltospiridae
Product: tripartite motif-containing protein 55-like
Exons: 1
Coding region: 1-924 (307 amino acids)
Biological process (GO): positive regulation of DNA-templated transcription
Cellular component (GO): nucleoplasm; chromatin
Molecular function (GO): zinc ion binding; ubiquitin-protein transferase activity
Source: RefSeq, a predicted model, not a curated record
AUGUGUCAAAAUCACGAAAACUUCAAGUUAGAGAUUUUCUGCAAGGGUUGCUCAACACCCGUGUGUCCCAACUGUGCCCUUGUCUCCCAUAAAGAUCACGAUAUCUGUAAUCUGACAGAUGUUUAUAAUAAGAAAAAAGACUUCAUCAGAGCUGGUUUGAAAGAUUUACAGGUAUCAGAAGAAAAAUUCAAGACAUUUGCAGAACGCUUAGCAGUAGAUAAUCAAACAGUAGCUGCGACAGAACAAACUAGUUUGAACAGUAUCGAUGACAAGAGUAACAAAAUCACUGAUAAAGUUAAGGACAUAGCAACACAGCUAAAAGAAGAUAUUAUUUCAAAGGCAACCAAACACAAAGCUCAGAGAAAUGAGCAGAUUCAAUUGAUUACACAGUCGGUAGGUGUAAAGGCGGAGCAUGUUCUGCAUUGCCAGCAGGCUCUGCAGUUUGCUCGACAGGUGGAAUUCAUUGAAAUGUCUGAGGGUCUUUACAACGAAACGAAGAAUGUGAUGAAAACACCAGAACUACCUGAACUGGAGAUCGAGGAAAUUAGCGCGGAUCUAACAAUAUUUGAACAGCUUGAUAACAUCUUACAGGAAACUGAAAUUCUGGAUGACAAGUCAGAAGUAAGACCAUGUAUUGAACUGAUGGAUGCAACCAUAGGAGAAAACUCAACCGUCUUAACAGUCACUUUGUUUGCAACAGAAAAUACAAAAGAAAACAACCCAAUAGUGAUACAAGCAUCCAUCCAACCUCUUGAAGAACAGGAACAAAAUGAACAAAGAUUGAAGACUGUUGCGUUUACUGCUGGAAGUCUCCAGUACAAACCUGACACCAAUGGACCUCACAAAAUGUCCAUCAGUAUCAAUGGCCGACAACUGUGUGACGACAGAUUUGACUUUCACAGCAGAGAACAGGGUAAUUAUUAG